Manduca sexta (tobacco hornworm) is the source of this 566-nucleotide messenger RNA. RefSeq names its product allergen Tha p 1. NCBI's taxonomy places the organism in Eukaryota, Metazoa, Arthropoda, Insecta, Lepidoptera, Sphingidae. Bases 154 to 480 code for a protein of 108 amino acids. The record is from RefSeq and is a predicted model, not a curated record. The transcript is spliced from 3 exons.
GUCAUAAAAGCGUUAUAACUGUGACAUCAAUCCUAGUGCGGCGAUAUUUUGUUUUUAGGUAUAUACCGUAAGCCGUUUCACUAUAAAUUGCGUGCUUAGAUAUUCUCAUCUGUUAGUUAUUGACAUCCGUCGUCGGUUAAAGGAACAGAAACAAUGCGUUCAUUAUUAGUACUUUGUUUGUUCGUCGCUGGGUCAUACUCGGUGAAACUUGAACAUGAUGGAGACAUCUACGACAUUCUUGACAUAAAGGAGAUCGUCGUAACUGACGAUCUAAGGAAGGAAGCGUAUGCGUGCCUUAUGGACCUGGGCCCUUGCAGCGAAAAAUACCAAAUUAUCAGAGAUGUUAUCCCUCGUAUAUUGAAGACAAAGUGUGGCGACUGUAAUGCUUCACAAAAGGCUAUUUACGAAUAUAACGCAGAGUAUUUGAAGAAGUACCAUAAUGAUUUGUACAAUAAGAUGUUGGAGAGGUACGCACAAUAACCUGGAUAAUGUAUAAUAAAGUCACUGACCGAUGAAUUUUGCUUGAAUUACAUUCUUGGACAUAAAAAUAAAAAUAUUGGGUUUAA